Messenger RNA from Glycine soja, 1255 nucleotides. RefSeq lists its product as uncharacterized. The transcript is spliced from 3 exons. Bases 162 to 1016 code for a protein of 284 amino acids. The record is from RefSeq and is a predicted model, not a curated record. NCBI's taxonomy places the organism in Eukaryota, Viridiplantae, Streptophyta, Magnoliopsida, Fabales, Fabaceae.
AACCAGACUGUUCAGGUUUCCAUCAGGUUAUUUUAACUGGACACCAAACCCCUAAAAACUCCUUCAUUCUCCACCUUUCUAUCUUAUUCGUCUUGAGCCAAAUCAUUUUUUUCCCUACCCUGCCUCUUCAUUGCAGGCAAAAUCAUUGUUUUGUGUCUGCAAUGGGGAUUGGCAAUUCAAAGUCAAAUGCAGCCGAAGGAGAGAGGUUACCUCCCAAAAUCCGCCCUAUGCUCGUUAGCCGAUUUGAGGAGUUCAGAAAACGUAGGAAUGGAGAAACCACCCUCUCCAAGAAGAAUCUGUUGAAUGAAGAGGAUGACAAUUCUCAAUCUUCACACAGAACUGAAGAAGAAAAUAAGGUUUCUUCUUCAAAGGAGAUUGAACCACCUAAAGAGGAAACGGUUGAGCGAGUAAUAACCGCAGAAAAACUGUCCAGAGUGGUUCCAGUGCCCAACUCUGAAUGUGAAAAUGUGGAGGAGACUCACCCCAACAAAGAUAACAUAGAGCAGGUUAUCAAAUACAUGGAUCCCAGCCAAGAUGUAUUUAAUCGUGCUGUUGAGAUGGCCGAGGCAGAGGUUAAAACAGAGGAGGAAAAGACUGCAGAGCUAGUGGAAGAGACAAAGGAAGAAAAGAAGCAAAAAGUGGAUGCAAAAGGUGAUGAUCAUCAUGAGGAUAGUGGUGAUGAAGAUGAAAGUGAAAAAGUUGGCAGGUUUCUAUGUCCUGGAUCGCCAAGUUUCAGAAUUUAUUGCAUUGAGGCUGAGAAAAGAAACGAGGAAGAAUGUAAUGGUCCAACCAUUGUGCUCCAAAAGUCGCGCAGUGUAGACAGUGUUGAAACAGCUGAAUCAACAAAUUCAAACGAGGUACUUCAGGAAUUAGAAUCAACUUCGAAGAGAAAAGGACAUAAGAAGAAAUUUGGUGCUAUGAAGACUCUACUCAAGGUUAAGUCGCUCUAUCACCCAAUGUGUACCUGUACUGGCGAUGACAAAAGCCAUAUUUUUACUGCAAAGGCAACGAAAUGAUUAACACACUAGGUGAUAGAACUUAGAAAUAUUGAAGACAAGUUACACUCUUUUUCUUUUUUUUAAUUGGUCGGAGUCUUUUUCUUGGCCCCCUUAAUUUUUUAGCUCCUUCUGAAUUCCCCAUCCUCUGAUUCUAACAAUCAGAUGUAGACGACAACUACUGUCUUGUCUUUUUCAUUAUGUGAAACACUUCGUGUAUUUCUGGUUCUAGCAUUGAUGUAAAUUAUUUUCCUCUGAUU